AUAAUACUUUCUAAUUUUCCAAAUAAUUAAUAAAUAACAAAAAGAAGGAAAAUUGCACCUAAAAGUCAACAAGCACCCAUGAUUUGUAGUUAGUUAUCUUCUCCCUUUGUUGGUCUCUUCUCUUCUUUUGCUAUUGAUCUUGCUUAGAGGAUUCUUGAAUUUCAAGGAAAAAAAAAAAAAACGAUGGGAAAGAACAGGAACAUAGCCAUAGCCCUGGAUUUUUCCAAAGGAAGCAAAUUAGCUCUCAAAUGGGCAAUUUCUAAUCUUAUAGACGAAGGUGACACUCUGUUUGUCAUCCAUGUCAAGCCUUCUCAAGGAGAUGAGUCUCGCAACCUUCUCUGGUAUAAUUCUGGUGCACCUCUGAUUCCAUUGGAGGAGUUUAGAGAUGAACAAGUGGCACAAAAGUAUGAGAUCAAUCUUGAUCCUGAGGUUUUGGAUCUACUAGAUACAGCCUCCAGGCAGAAACAGGUGAUUGUAUUGGCAAAAUUAUAUUGGGGAGAUGCAAGAGACAGAUUAUGUCAGGCAGUUGAUGAUCUGAAGCUUGAUUGUCUUGUUAUGGGUAGCAGAGGCCUCGGUACUAUACAAAG
Messenger RNA from Jatropha curcas, 587 nucleotides. NCBI's taxonomy places the organism in Eukaryota, Viridiplantae, Streptophyta, Magnoliopsida, Malpighiales, Euphorbiaceae. The record is from RefSeq and is a predicted model, not a curated record.